AUUCCCCUGAACUCCAUGUACCAAAUCCAGUUCUUUCCCUCCCCUCAGGGCACCCCUCUCUGGGCUGGGUCAGCACUCCUGGGCUCCAGCAGCGCGGCCUCUACCUGGCUGUGUCCCAGUUGGCCCCUGGUCCGCCCUCCUGAUGCUUAAGGGAGGCCCACAGGGGGCAAGGGCCCGGUGGGAGGGCUUGGGGGUGGUCCCGGCCUCGGUGGGGAGGGCCGGCUGGGGGUGCGGAGUUAGGGUUGCUCGCCUGCGGAAGGCAGGGUGGGCUGCAGUGAUCCAAUGGUCUGGCUCAGUGCCCAUCCCCCGGGGACCCCAUAGUGGCCUUCCCACCCAGUUAGCCCAGUGGUGAGGAGCGGAAAGAACCGAGACUCAAAGCACAGGCUGGCGGGAAGUGCGUGGCGCCGCGACUCCGGGCCGCUGGGCGGCGCUGUGGGCCUGGCGGCGGAGCGGAAACUCUAGGCCCCAGGGAGCGCUGCGGGACGGGAGUAGGGAAACUGCGAGGGUGGCACCGGAAGUGGCGAGCAGUCUGCGCGCGGAUGGCGGCAGCGGCGAUGGCGGCAGCGGCAGGUGGAGGGGCUGGCGCGGCCCGCUCCCUCUCGCGCUUCCGAGGCUGCCUGGCUGGCGCGCUGCUCGGGGACUGCGUGGGCUCCUUCUACGAGGCCCACGACACCGUCGACCUGACGUCAGUCCUGCGUCAUGUCCAGAGCCUGGAGCCGGACCCCGGCACGCCCGGGAGUGAGCGGACAGAAGCCUUGUACUACACAGAUGACACAGCCAUGGCCAGGGCCCUGGUGCAGUCCCUGCUAGCCAAGGAGGCCUUUGACGAGGUGGACAUGGCUCACAGAUUUGCUCAGGAGUACAAGAAAGACCCUGACAGGGGCUAUGGUGCUGGAGUAGUCACUGUCUUCAAGAAGCUCCUGAACCCCAAAUGUCGCGAUGUCUUUGAGCCUGCCCGGGCCCAGUUUAAUGGGAAAGGCUCCUAUGGCAAUGGAGGUGCCAUGCGGGUGGCUGGCAUCUCCCUGGCCUAUAGCAGUGUCCAGGAUGUGCAGAAGUUUGCCCGGCUCUCGGCCCAGCUGACACAUGCCUCCUCCCUGGGUUACAAUGGCGCCAUCCUGCAGGCCCUGGCUGUGCACCUGGCCUUGCAGGGCGAGUCUUCCAGCGAGCACUUUCUCAAGCAACUCCUGGGCUACAUGGAGGAUCUGGAGGGUGAUGCCCAGUCCGUCUUGGAUGCCAGGGAGUUGGGCAUGGAGGAGCGUCCAUACUCCAGCCGCCUGAAGAAGAUUGGAGAGCUUCUAGACCAGGCAUCGGUGACCAGGGAGGAAGUGGUGUCUGAGCUAGGGAAUGGCAUUGCUGCCUUUGAGUCGGUACCCACCGCCAUCUACUGCUUCCUACGCUGCAUGGAGCCAGACCCUGAGAUCCCUUCUGCCUUCAAUAGCCUCCAAAGGACUCUCAUCUAUUCCAUCUCACUUGGUGGGGACACAGACACCAUUGCCACCAUGGCUGGGGCCAUUGCUGGUGCCUACUAUGGGAUGGAUCAGGUGCCAGAGAGCUGGCAGCAAAGCUGUGAAGGCUACGAGGAGACAGACAUCCUGGCCCAAAGCCUGCACCGUGUCUUCCAGAAGAGUUUAUGAGGGCUACAGCUGUUGGGGCUCUGCCAGGUCCCCUGGGACCAACUACAGCUCCAAUCAGAAACCCUGAGCUUCCUUGAGUGUGGCUUCCCACUUUUCCUGCAUUGUGGAGCUGACUGAGUACACCGGUGAGGCUGGGGUCUCUUCAGGGGAGGUCACUGGAACAGUGAGCAAGGGACUGGUGCCUCGCUGGUGCUGGGUCUCUGGUUUGCUGCAGAGCCGUAGGACACUCCUGGCUCCUCAGUAGGACAGACAGACGCAGGCGGGUUUAUUUUGGAGGGGUACUUGUGGCAUUUUCCUGUAUUGUCUUGGACAUGGGAUGUGGGGAGGUGGAAAUGAUGAGCAGUAGCAUCAUUUCUCCCUGCUGGGUUUUAGCCAGUUUGCCAGCAAGCGCAUCCUAGCAGGGUCCCCGAGCAGCAGGUUGUGUGGAUGAAGGGACAGGCACUUGCAUCCAGCUGAUCUAGGUCACACCUGGCUCUUGGCUGCCAUGUGGCUUAUUAACAGCUUCCAGUGGAAGUCGCAAUAAACAGUUUUUGGUAAAUCUCA
Molecule: messenger RNA, 2177 nt
Organism: Pan troglodytes (chimpanzee)
Lineage: Eukaryota; Metazoa; Chordata; Mammalia; Primates; Hominidae
Gene: ADPRS
Product: ADP-ribosylserine hydrolase
Exons: 6
Coding region: 540-1634 (364 amino acids)
Cellular component (GO): nucleus; mitochondrion
Source: RefSeq, a predicted model, not a curated record